Messenger RNA from Brugia malayi, 2634 nucleotides. It is a transcript of the gene Bma-uso-1, whose product is annotated as Uso1 / p115 like vesicle tethering protein, head region containing protein. The transcript is spliced from 19 exons. Lineage: Eukaryota; Metazoa; Nematoda; Chromadorea; Rhabditida; Onchocercidae. The coding region runs from base 1 to 2634 and encodes 877 amino acids. The record is from RefSeq and is a predicted model, not a curated record. Gene Ontology annotation, cellular component: Golgi stack; ER to Golgi transport vesicle membrane; cytoplasm. Gene Ontology annotation, biological process: vesicle fusion with Golgi apparatus; endoplasmic reticulum to Golgi vesicle-mediated transport; intracellular protein transport.
AUGGCAUUUUUAACGAAUUUAUUUGGUGUUCAAGCCAAUGGUAUACGUGAGACGGAUAAUGCUGCAGAAGUUGUGGAAAAUUUAGUGGAAAGAGUGGAAACAUCUACGGUUCCUGAAGAUCGACGAGAUGCUUUGAAAGCAUUACGAUCACUUGCUAAGAAAGUACGAUUACCAGUUGCUGCCAUAGGUAUGAAUGCUUAUAUGGAAAUUCUGGAGAAAGAAGGCAGUAGUUCGGAGAUCGUAUCUAUUGUCCUUGAAAUACUUGUAGCUGUUCUGUGCGAUGAUGAGGCUCGUGAUGAAGGGAUGGACGAAAUUGGUGAACGACUUGCGGAAAUGAUAGUUCGGAGAAAGACAUUCAUUACAUCGAUCAUGGCACUUGUUGAAUCAUAUGAUUUCGCUGUUCGAAGAGCAGCAGUACAAUUAUUAACAGCACUUUUGCGACAUCGCGCUAGUGAAGUACAAACAGCUAUUGUUGAGGAACCGAUGGGAGUAUCUCGUCUAGUAGAUUUGCUCCACGAUACCAGAGAGAUAAUUCGUAACAAUACGGUGUUAAUGCUAAGUGAGCUAAGUCGAGCACAUCCACAAAUUCAACAGCUUUUGGCUUAUGAAAACUCAUUUCAACUUCUUUUUGAUGUAAUCAAUGUUGAACCCAUGGAAAGUAUCGUCAUCGAAGACUGUCUUUAUGUGUUUCUCAAUCUCUUACGGAAAAAUCCGAAGAAUCAACAACUGUUCCGGGAAGCCAGUCUGAUACAGCGUUUGGCAGUGCUGUUGAACUAUUUCUUAUAUGGACGAGAAGGUGAGGAAGAUUUGCCACAGCGCGAUUAUGAGUGGCAAAAACAGAAAAUAGCAAAUGUAAUAUUUUUACUUCAAGUUAUUCGAAGUUUGGUUUCUCCGCAAGAUAAUUCACAGAACAACACUCAUGCUGCGCAGAAAGCUAUUUCACAGACAGGAAUGCUGAAAAGUUUAUGCAGUGUUUUGUUAUCGGAAAUUGUAGCAACAGUAGAAGUUCUUACUGAAGCUAUUAUCACUGUAGCAGAAGUGAUAUGUGGUGACUAUCCGAAUCAGGAAUAUUUUUCAACUCGUAGUCUUGCAACCGAUGUUGGAAACAGGCCGUCAUUAAUUGUUCUUUUAUUAUCAAUGAAUACUGACAAGCAACCAUUUAAACUGCGUUGUGCUGUUUUUUAUUGUUUCCUGUGUUAUCUGUAUGACAACGAAUUUGGCAAAACUAAAGUAAUUGAUACACUGUUACCGUCCGGAACUUCAAAUAAUACACAGAUCACUACUGGACAGUGUAUAUGUACUGCUAUUCUGAGUUCAGAAACUAUUCAGAUAUGGUUUGGUUGCGUUUGUUUGCUGCAUUGUCUUCUAGAUGCGAAUCAUCUGAAACAGCAGCUUCUUAGAGUUCAACUAACAACAAGUCCUUCCGAGACGCCUUCUUCACUUUUGCAUCAUCUUAGUACUAUUCUGAUCUCAUUGGGUAACCGUCGGCCGCAGACUAGAACAGGUCUACUGAUGUUGCUUUCAACAUGGUUGCACAAUUGUCCACUUGCAGUUGCACAGUUUAUCUCAAUCGAAGAAAAUGUCCAAUAUUUAACGACACACAUAGAUGGAUAUGGUAAUGAAGGUUCUGAGGCUGAGAAUCAAAUUGUAAGGGGAUUGAUAGCCUUCUUACUUACAGUAUGCCUAGUCUUCGAUGAAACUGGCGUGGAUCAAAGCAGAAAGAAUGCUUUGAGUGUGGUAGUGGAGCGUCGCGUUGGAAAGGAGAAGCUAGUUGAGUUAUUGGAAGGUUUUUCGCAUAGUGAGCAUUACGUGAAAGCUGCACAACGACCGCAACCGUUAGCCAAAUCAGCUCAGGACUUGUUGUUGGAUUAUCAUUUUACGAAGUUCUUCAAAAGUGUCGAGGGUCAAAUGGUCAAACAGUUAUGUCCAUCUGCCGAUAUAAGUUCUUCCAGUAGCAAUAAUGAUAGUGUUUUCAAUUCAUACAAAGAACUGAUAAAACGUCAGGAUGAAACAAUCGCAUCAUUAAAUCAACAGAUAAGGAAGCUCAAGGAAGAAGCUGAAAAUCAGCAGAAUUAUGAUAAAGAAAACGAAUUAGCUUCGCUUUGGAGGCAACUUGCUGAACAGUGCCAGGUUAAUGAAACCAGUAUUUCUAGACAACAAGAAAUUGAGCACUAUAAGUGUAUGACUGUGCAAUGGCAGUCAGAGGCGAAAAGGUAUCAGAAGUGGGCAGAACAGUGGCAGCAGUACCAAGUUGCUCAGUCACCGAACCCUCAAGAUCCAUUGGUAAUGCAGCUUAUCUCUCAAAACAAAGAAUUGGAAGAACAGUUAGAACGCGGUUGGCAAAUGUACGAUUCUCAAGGAGUGUCGUUAGUAGCCGCUUUAACAGAGAUCGAAGAAGCAAAAACAAAAAUUCGUGUUCUCGAAGGACAGAUCGCUCAGACGGUUUUGGAUCAUUCCUACAAACAAAUGAAUUCCACAGAGAUAGUAAAUGAUGACGAAGUGGCAGUGUUGAGAAAAGAGCAAGAAGAUUUGUUGGUAUUACUUGCUGAUCAGGAUGCUAAGAUACUUGAAUACAGGCGAAAAUUGACAGAACUGGGGCAAGCAGUUACAGAUGACGAAGAUACUGAUGCAUAG